This is a messenger RNA of Panicum hallii, 850 nucleotides long. RefSeq names its product calmodulin. The record is from RefSeq and is a predicted model, not a curated record. The coding region runs from base 169 to 618 and encodes 149 amino acids. The transcript is spliced from 2 exons. Gene Ontology annotation, molecular function: enzyme regulator activity; calcium ion binding. NCBI's taxonomy places the organism in Eukaryota, Viridiplantae, Streptophyta, Magnoliopsida, Poales, Poaceae.
GCAAGGCAAGUGUCGCGUGGAACCCACGAGGCCGGUCGGUCUCUGCCACCGGGUCUCGUCUUCUCUUCUCCACCCUCGUGGGCUCCCCUCUCCCACUUCCUCCAUUCGCGCUUCGCCUCUCUCUCUGCCCGUCUCCCUCCCUCCGUCAGAUCCCUCGCCAGGACUGCCAUGGCGGACCAGCUCACCGACGACCAGAUCGCCGAGUUCAAGGAGGCCUUCAGCCUCUUCGACAAGGACGGCGACGGCUGCAUCACCACCAAGGAACUUGGAACUGUGAUGCGCUCAUUGGGGCAGAACCCUACUGAGGCUGAACUCCAGGACAUGAUCAAUGAGGUUGAUGCUGAUGGCAACGGAACCAUUGACUUCCCUGAGUUCCUCAACCUGAUGGCACGCAAGAUGAAGGACACUGACUCUGAGGAGGAGCUCAAGGAGGCCUUUCGUGUGUUUGACAAGGACCAGAACGGCUUCAUCUCCGCGGCUGAGCUCCGCCACGUCAUGACCAAUCUAGGCGAGAAGCUGACAGACGAGGAGGUGGACGAGAUGAUCCGCGAAGCUGAUGUGGACGGUGAUGGCCAGAUCAACUACGAGGAGUUCGUGAAGGUGAUGAUGGCCAAAUGAGAUGUGCCCUUUUGAAGCUAGUUUCUCUCCUGAUGGUAGUAACUAGUUUAGUGUUGAAAACUGACUGCAUUUGGUUAUCCCUUAUUCCGAUCCGUGCGCCAAUGAACAGAUCUGUUGUUUGUUUUCUUCCCUGGGAUUUUACUGUAUCGGUAAUUUCUUUUGGAUUCGUUUGCGAUUGUAUUACAUUUGUGUUAUCUUUGGUACAAUGAUCAUGCCUUUCCCUUCCAGUUUA